Messenger RNA from Penicillium verhagenii, 1053 nucleotides. Its product is annotated as GFA family protein. Gene Ontology annotation, molecular function: carbon-sulfur lyase activity. The transcript has a single exon. Bases 1 to 1053 code for a protein of 350 amino acids. NCBI's taxonomy places the organism in Eukaryota, Fungi, Ascomycota, Eurotiomycetes, Eurotiales, Aspergillaceae. The record is from RefSeq and is a predicted model, not a curated record.
AUGGCUUCCAGAAACAAAGUGCUGGCUGCAUCUUGUCACUGUCGCAGUGUACAAUUUACUAUUACUCUGCCCACUGAUUCCUUGCCCCUCAAGGUACAUCUCUGCCAUUGCAGCAUUUGUCGCCACACACAUGGUACAUUGUGCACCUUUCAUGCUGGAUUACCCUCUGGGAUUGAGCCACAAUUUAUCGCCCCAUCCAGCUUACAGAAGCUGACUGGCUAUCAACAUGCGACUUCACUAUCAACGAGAUAUUUUUGCAGUACCUGUGGCUGUCAAAUUGGGGACCAAAUCCAUGAAGAUGGUAGCUGGGUCAUCUCCAACGCGAUAUUUGAUGCCAACAAAGCAGAUCAUGGAAUAUGGAAGUUCGCAACUCAUCUAUACCCAGAUUCCACUCGCGACGGGGGACUGUCCGCCCUAGUCCCCACAGUCGAUAAUCACCAUCUGGAGUUAAUCAACGACACAAAGGAUUCCUCGCAGCCCAUAGAAGAUACAUUACCAAUGGACGGUAACAGCACCACAGAACUGCUUGCACAAUGUCACUGCGGUGGUGUAUCGUUCACUAUAGCCCGACCAAAAGCCGAAUAUAUCGCCAGCCCAGCAAGCCAAAAUUGGCUUCACCCGCAAGACAAGAGGAAAUGGUUAGCCUGUAUGGAUGUUUGCGAUGAUUGUCGAUUGGUAAAUGGCACGCAUGUCAUCGGGUGGACUUUUGUCCCAUUGGACCACAUCUCACCUAGGCCAUCCUCUAAUCUACUGAUUGGGUCGGCCAAGGCCUAUCGAUCCACCCCGGACGUGUUAAGAACCUUCUGUGGCACAUGUGGCGCAACCGUUUUCUAUAAUUGUGCAGACAGGCCAGAGAUAGUGGACGUGGGGGUUGGAUUGUUACGGGCACCUGAAGGAGUUAUGGCUGAAAAUUGGGUGUUAUGGAGGGCAGGUCGAGUCUCAUGGGCGGAAAAUGGGCUGCGAUACCAUGCAGGGUUCUGCCACGGAUUGAUUGAGGGGAUGAAGCAGUGGGGGGCAGAGCGGGACCAACCGCAAGAUUUUGUCAUUCUAUGA